GCAUGAAGCCUCCGUCUCACAGCUGCAUGCAUAGUCACUGCUGAAGCAAAUGCCUACCUAAUUUGACAGUCUUGGUGUGUGUAAAAUAUUUUGAGUUUGCAAAUAAGCAUAUUAAGCCUACUGAUGGAGCCUUCAGGCAGUGAGCAGUUGUAUGAGGACCCUGAUCCUGGAGGCAAAUCCCAAGAUGCAGAGGCCAGAAAGCAGACAGAAUCAGAACAAAAGUUAUCUAAAAUGACCCACAAUGCUCUGGAGAACAUUAAUGUGAUUGGCCAAGGCUUGAAGCAUCUCUUCCAGCACCAGCGCAGGAGGUCUUCAGUGUCUCCACAUGAUGUGCAGCAAAUACAGACAGAUCCAGAACCUGAAAUGGAUCUGGAAAGCCAGAACACAUGUGCUGAGAUUGAUGGUGUCCCCACCCACCCCACAGCUCUGAAUCGUGUUCUGCAGCAGAUCCGAGUGCCACCCAAGAUGAAGAGAGGGACAAGCUUGCAUAGUAGGCGGGGCAAAUCAGAGGCCCCAAAGGGAAGUCCCCAAAUCAACAGGAAAUCUGGCCAGGAGGUGGCAGCUGUUAUACAGUCAGGACGACCCAGGUCUUCAUCCACAACUGAUACUCCAACCAGCUCAGCUAUGAUGGAAAUAGCUUGUGCAGCUGCUGCAUGUCUGCCAGGAGAGGAGGCAACUGCAGAACGGAUCGAACGUUUGGAAGUAAGCAGUCUUGCUCAGACAUCCAGUGCUGUGGCCUCAAGUACUGAUGGCAGCAUCCACACAGAGUCCGUGGAUGGAAUACCAGACCCUCAGCGCACAAAGGCUGCCAUUGCUCACCUGCAACAGAAGAUCCUAAAGCUCACAGAACAGAUCAAGAUUGCACAGACUGCCCGGGACGAUAAUGUUGCUGAGUACUUGAAGCUUGCCAACAGUGCAGACAAGCAACAGGCUGCCCGAAUCAAGCAGGUAUUUGAGAAGAAGAAUCAGAAAUCUGCCCAAACCAUUCUCCAGCUACAGAAGAAGCUUGAGCACUACCACCGUAAGCUCCGUGAGGUAGAGCAGAAUGGGAUCCCUCGGCAGCCAAAGGAUGUCUUUAGGGACAUGCACCAGGGUCUGAAGGAUGUGGGAGCAAAGGUGACUGGCUUCAGUGAAGGUGUGGUGGACAGUGUCAAAGGUGGAUUUUCCAGCUUCUCCCAGGCCACCCAUUCAGCAGCAGGAGCUGUCGUCUCAAAACCCAGAGAGAUCGCCUCAUUGAUUCGGAACAAAUUUGGUAGUGCAGACAACAUCCCUAACCUGAAGGACUCAUUAGAGGAAGGGCAAGUGGAUGAUGCAGGGAAGGCUUUGGGGGUUAUUUCAAACUUUCAAUCGAGCCCAAAAUAUGGUAGUGAGGAAGAUUGUUCUAGUGCCACUUCAGGCUCAGUAGGAGCCAACAGCACCACAGGGGGCAUUGCUGUGGGAGCAUCCAGCUCCAAAACAAAUACCCUGGACAUGCAGAGCUCAGGGUUUGAUACACUACUACAUGAGAUCCGGGAAACCCAGGUCAGACUGGAGGAGUCCUUUGAGACCCUCAAGGAGCAUUAUCAGCGAGACUAUUCCUUAAUAAUGCAGACCUUGCAGGAGGAACGAUAUAGAUGUGAACGAUUAGAAGAACAAUUAAAUGACCUAACAGAACUCCACCAAAAUGAAAUCUUGAAUUUAAAGCAGGAAUUGGCCAGCAUGGAAGAGAAAAUUGCCUAUCAGUCCUAUGAACGGGCUCGGGACAUCCAGGAGGCCCUGGAGGCCUGCCAGACCCGCAUCUCCAAGAUGGAGCUUCAGCAGCAGCAGCAGCAAGUCGUGCAGCUGGAAGGGCUGGAGAAUGCCACUGCCCGGAACCUUCUGGGCAAACUCAUCAACAUCCUCCUGGCUGUCAUGGCAGUCCUCUUGGUCUUUGUGUCCACGGUAGCCAACUGUGUGGUCCCCCUCAUGAAGACUCGCAACAGGACGUUCAGCACUUUAUUCCUUGUGGCUUUCAUUGCCUUUCUCUGGAAGCACUGGGAUGCCCUUUUCAGCUAUGUGGACCGAUUCUUCUCACCCCCAAGAUGAUGCUGGCAGAGAGCAGCGCUUCCCACCCUCUGGCCAGUGCAUGCCGUGAGAUCUAGACAGCAGCAUACCUACUCUGAAGUUUUCUACAAGAGAGUUGAGUGAAUCUGUUUACAUUUAGAAUAAUGUUUUUUUCUUCAAGAGACGCAAUUGCAAUAGUAUUUUUUAGAUUUUAUCCAAGACAUUUUUUGGGCAAAAAUCUUGGAUCAUUUUUAUGUAGCAUGAUUUUCCUUGGGAUGCAAAUCUUAAAACAGUUCUUUAACCUGAACCGACCAUCUGCAGCACACCGAGGGGCAUUCUGUAUCGAGGUGUGAAGGACUGCGCUAAAAUCCACUAAAAAGAUGCAAAGACCUGACUAGGGCAAACCAGUGACGCCUGAUACCAGUCCUGUCUGGGCUCCACCUCUCCUCCAAACUAACUACUGUGAAGUCCCACCACAUUCCAUGUCGGAAGUUUUGGAUUCAGGGUGGAUUUUCCCCAACCAUGGAAGAACACAUUCAUCUCCCUGGCUUUAUUACGCUAACCCUGGAAGUAUCACUUCUGAGCCUGCGCCCCUCCUUAGCUUUGCCAGGAUGCAAGAGUGAGAGCACCACGCCCCACAGGAUCACUACACAGUCUUAUACAGUAUUGUGAAGUAGCCCUUAAUCCUAUGAAGUAAAGUCCCUUGGCCGCACUUUUAAGGUUUUUUUUUUAUAUAUAUGUGUAUAGUUACAAACUUAAAAAUAAAAAAUCCGAACAGCAUACUUGAAGAAUGUAAUACUCAAACUCUCAGUGCUUCCUGUGGUUUCUAAUAGGAUUUUUUAUUAUUAUUAUUAUUAUUGUUAUUAUUAUUAUUAUUGGGGUUUUUGGAAAGGGUUGGGAGGGUCUUUUAUUUUCCUUUGAAAUAAAGAAGCGAUGUUUUUAAAUGAAGCCUUGUGGAUAUUUAAGUGUGCUGCUCCCUGUUGUCUCAAAACCAUUUGAGACUGCUGGAAGUGCUGCCCUCUGCUGCCCUUGUUUGAGAUGCGGCUUAAAUUCACUCUGGCCACUGCUGCUUUUUGGUGCCCGCCACCCCACCAACACCACCAUCACCUUAUGGGCUUGGCUUGAUUGGAGAGGCGAGGAGCUUGGAGAGGGGGACACAGUCUCCACAGACCAACGUGUAGACUGCAUUAUUAUUAUUUUUUUUUUGUCCCAGGUAAAUGUUCACCCAGGACCUUGGACUAAGAUUGUCUUUAGGAGAAAAUGAGAUUAUCUUCUAAGGGUCAUAAGUAAUUCCUUAUAUUUGCUUAAGUUAUUGUUUAACACCCUAAUUACCGAAACCAAAGUGACACGGAGUCUUCUGUCUGCAUAUUGGCCUCAGCAUCCUGAACUCCAAAGCUUUAUUCCGUCUGCCUAAGAGAAUCAACUGAAAAUGAUUCUCCCACAAAGCAGAAGAGGGAAUGUCAGGUUAGAAGGACCCAAAUUUUGGGUGUAAAAUAUUGCCAGCUUCCUGUUAACCUAGACAGACUUAAUAACCUAACUAUGCUCAGUGGACUUUUAUAAAUAGUUAGGAAGGUAAGCUGAGCUUUCAUCCCUAAUCUGUAGCCUGUUCCAUCUCCCUGGUGGAGCUUGAGCCUUCAGAGCAUUCUAGAGAGCUUAGCUAAUCUUCUCAUAUUACUCAUACACUGGGUCACAAACGCUUUUCCUCGUGGCCUUGUUCUAUGCAUCAUAUGAUGUGCAGGGAACAUGUGCUGUGCCCAUUUACCCCAUUUUCGAAACUAGGUUAGUAUUGCCCUGUCUGUUGGAAAGAAUGGUUUUUGUAACAGUUCCAGCCUCCUCUUGCUCCAGCAAACUGGCCAUCACAGAGUCAGUGUGCUGUCUCCAUAACCACUUUGAUAUUUUAACUCAGGUACCCCAGUCUUCACCCCAUCCACUGAUGAUUGUCUUUCACCUCACAAUUAGCACCUAGAGCAGGGACCACGGAGGUGAUUUUUCUUUUUUUAAAAAAAGUCAUUAAAACCAAUUCAUGUUCAUGCCAAAACAAAUCCUCUCAAGCCUAUAUAUUCUUUGCCUGAAAAUACUGCAGCACCUUUAGGCAGGUGUGACCUUUCCCAACUAGCAGUUGCUGCUUUGGCUUAAUCUUAAGCUCAGAGUGGAAAAGAUAGCCCUGUACGAAGGCCCUGGGUGUCAUUUUGAGAGAUAAGUUGAAACUGCUCUUAUUUGCCUAGAGAUAGCUUCUAUGAAAGGAUGCUUUUCACCUCUGAAAAGCCCCCAAACUCCAGCCAAACAGGCCCACACUGACUUUGCAUCUUCUCUCACACUGUCUUGGGAGUCAGGUAUUGUCAUGGCUUUCUCACUCUCUUAUCCCCUGAUCACUCACCAGGCCCAGCAGUUGUAUGUGGUUGUAUGUGUCCAGUGCUCUUUGUAACAUGCUUCUGUUUUCCUGCCUGCCUAUACUUGUUGCUGCCCAUCCCCAUUGCCUUUGAGUUUCUUUGCAUUGUAGCUAUCCUUGGAUUCUCUUGUCUGUGCAGAGCCCUCUUCAAUAACCUUGCUCUAAUGGUUUAACAACUGUAACAACUGUUCUGAUCACUUCUCAGCCUUUUGGCUAAAAUCCACUGUAGUAACAAUUGUUCUAAGACACCCCUUCACUUUAAUGCUUUUUUUAAAAAGUAGACUGCACUCCCAUUAAAACAAAGCAUUCCUUGGUUACUUGUUCAUGCUGGUGCCUAGCCUGGGUGAGUGAGGCUGGCUGUGUUGGCCUGGGUGACUGCUGAGUUUGUAGUAUGGCCAUUAUUCUAUAUUGAGGGCUGUCUGCUCCAAUUUCAGGUCCUUGGUAUACUCAGUUCAUCCUGGCAAGGAAGGCUUUCUCUCAACUGGCUCCUUAAGAUACAAAAGCAGCUUAAAAAGUAGACUUCAGGCUGGGCGUGGUGGCGCACGCCUUUAAUCCCAGCACUUAGGAGGCAGAGGUAGGAGGAUUGCCGUGAGUUCAAGGCCACCCUGAGACUCCAUAGUGAAUCCAGGUCAGCCUGGGCUAGAGUGAGACCCUACCUUGAAAACAACAACAACAAAAAAAGUAGACAACACUAUCUGGGGUCUACUCCCUGCCCCAACUGGGAUAAAUCUCUGAUGCCAAGAAUACCACUGGGGUCAAGCCUUCCUUGCCAGCCAUGCCCCAGAAGUGAGUGUUCUUCACUGUAGAUGGUUUUGUUUCUGAGUUCAUGUUCCUUUGAGUUAGUCAGAGGAAGUGCUGGCUUCUGAGUGUGCUCCAGUGAGGAGCUAACUUUUAGCCUUGGAAAAUAAGCAUUCAAAACAAAACCAACCGCUAUCAUCAACCAACUGAUACAAGCAAAUAAUGGUUCUCAAACCACCACCACCACCACCCCCCAAUGAAAGUUGGGAUUCUGAAUGUGGUUCGAAGCGUUAACAUUUAUGUGUGUUGUGUAUGCUAGGUGAGACCCUCAGUAGGGGCUGGUUACUAGACUGUGUGUUCUAUCAAAGUAUGUAAGAAUUAAAAACUCACUUGCACGAAUUGCAAAGUAAAGAAAUACUUGUGAAUGUGUGAACGUUAACACUGUAGUUGAUAGAUUGUAAGCUGCUAAUUGUUGAGAGAGAAUUAAAUUUAUGUUCUGUCUGGUUGCUGCUGACUCUCAGCAGCACUUUGACUGUAUAUACAAAUGGAAAUAAAGACCUCAGCUGUUAA
Molecule: messenger RNA, 5719 nt
Organism: Jaculus jaculus (lesser Egyptian jerboa)
Lineage: Eukaryota; Metazoa; Chordata; Mammalia; Rodentia; Dipodidae
Gene: Tmcc1
Product: transmembrane and coiled-coil domain family 1
Exons: 4
Coding region: 124-2064 (646 amino acids)
Biological process (GO): endosome fission; endosomal transport; endosome membrane tubulation
Cellular component (GO): endomembrane system
Source: RefSeq, a predicted model, not a curated record